CCAGACUCUAGUGAACUGAAGACUAAAGACUGGAGACAGCUCUGUAAGCAAAGGCCAUUAUCUUUAGGAAUAGUUAUAUUCCAUAUAGAUUAAUCCUGCUCUGAAAUUCUUCAACUUCACCAUAUAUUUUGUUCGCCAAAACUUUACGAUCUUCACCAAAAUCGCACCCAAAAAAGAGAAUUUUGAAAUAAAUGGCAGAGUCUGCUCAAAACCCAGUGGCCCAGCAACAGAAAAUCAUUGUAACCAACAAACAUGGUGAAAAGCUUGUGGGCUUAUUACAUGACACUGGUUCUGGCGAUAUUGUAAUCUUAUGCCAUGGUUUUACAUCCACCAAGGACGACCCUAUUAUGGUGAACCUCGCUGUUGCAUUGGAAAGUGAAGGAAUUAGUUCGUUUCGUUUUGAUUUUUCUGGAAAUGGGGAAAGUGAAGGCAUCUUUGAGUAUGGUAACUAUCGGAAAGAAGCUGAUGACUUACAUGCUGUAGUUGAACACUUCUCAGGGACAAACCGUGUAGCAAGUGUAAUUUUGGGGCACAGCAAAGGAGGUGAUGUGGUGCUGCUGUAUGCUUCUAAGUAUCAUGACAUUCGUACUGUUGUCAAUGUUUCUGGACGUUAUGAUCUGAAGAAAGGCAUUGGAGAACGCUUGGGGAAAGACUUUAUGGAAAUGAUCAAGAAGGAAGGCUUCCUUGAUAUCAAGAAUAACACAGGAGGUGUUGCUUACCGUGUGACUGAAGAAAGUCUGAUGGAUCGCCUAAGUACUGAUAUGCAUGAAUCAUGCCUUCAGAUUGGCAAAGAAUUCCAGGUGUUGACGGUCCAUGGAUCUGAUGAUGAGGUCAUCCCUGUGGACGAUGCAGUGGAGUUUUCCAAGAUAAUACCUAACCACAAAUUACAUAUUGUAAGGGGAGCUAACCAUAACUACACCUCACAUCAAGCUGAGUUGGCUUCAGUUGUGGUGGACUACAUAAAGACAGCUCUGCAGCAGGACGAGCCAACUUCCAACUAGGGACUGCUACUUAUCGUGCGACAGAGGAAAGUUUAAUGGAUAGCGUAAGUACUGAUAUGCAUGAAUCAUGCCUUAAGAUUGACAAAGAAUGCCGGUAAGCAGACUGUAAGUCUUUUUUCAUUUCUUGCAUCUUCUGCAUGACCGAUUAGUUUAUCAGUGAUUCUGUACAGAACUGGGUGUUGACAGUCCAUGGAUCUUCUGAUGAGACCAUCCCGUUUGAAGAUGCAUUAGAGUUUUAAAAGAUAAUACCAAAUCACAAUUUACAUAUUCUACAAGGAGCAAAUCAUUGUUAGUUUUUUACACCUCACAUCAAGCUGAAUUAGGCAAUUAGCAUCGAUCAGUAGUUGUGGACUAUAUAAAGGCAGCUCUGCAUCAGAAGACAUAGCUUAGCUGCCAUGAUUUUGAUAACUGAGUGAUACCAAUUAUUCUGGGGCAAGCAAACAUGCCCUUAACCUGUCCUUUUGUUCACUGAUUAUGGGCAAAUCCCCGAUUAUUGAUAAUUGAAACGAGUGAAUAAUGUUGAGUGUACCAUCUUUUCGUGUACGACUGAAUUAAUGAUCCAACGAAAACUUAUUUAAUUAAGAUAUGGUAUGGAAUAUUUCUUGGAUUAAUCUGUGCAUGCUUCUCAUGUAAUAGUCAAUUAACAAUCUGGAUCUGAAUCCCUCAUCUCUACUAGUCUAAUUUGUAUGAAAAACUCAAGCUCAUACAUUUGGCAAUAAUUUUAUUUAUGCUUGUCCCACGUGUUGUGAACAACAGUUAUCUUACUCGAUUAUUAUGUCAGCAUCUGCCUAUAACUA
This is a messenger RNA of Rosa chinensis, 1798 nucleotides long. RefSeq lists its product as uncharacterized. Gene Ontology annotation, cellular component: cytosol. The record is from RefSeq and is a predicted model, not a curated record. NCBI's taxonomy places the organism in Eukaryota, Viridiplantae, Streptophyta, Magnoliopsida, Rosales, Rosaceae. The transcript is spliced from 8 exons. Bases 192 to 1001 code for a protein of 269 amino acids.